GUUUCGUCAGGCAUUGAGUCGAUAUAUCAGUGGAUGAGUUUCAUCUGAAUUAAGCUGAAAUGAGGAAAUUAGUCUUGUCCCUAGCUGUGCUGGGAUUGAUGUCCCUGUCUCUGGCUCAUGAUUCGCAGCCACAGACUCCGAUAAAGAAGGUGCCAGUGGCUGUUCCGGUGCCAGUUCCUGUUCCCGUUCCAGUUCCUGUUUACCCGAAAGAAGGAGGUAGUGGAGGUGGAGGUGGUGGCGGUGGAGGCGGCGGUGGAUCCGGAAGCGGAGGUGGUGGCGGCGGCGGAGGUGGAGGUGGAGGCGGCGAUGGCACUUGCCCGCGACCCUCUCCCGAAGCUCUGCGGUGCCUCCGGGAAUGGGCCUGUCAGUACGUCAUCCGCCUGGAUCUGCGCUGCCUGCUCAAUUUAAAUGGCAACCCAUUGCUGGGCAAUCUCAUUUCCAUACCCGGCAUCACCGGAGGCGGCAGCAGCGGCGGCGGCGGUGGCAUCUUGGGCGGUCUGCUGGGCGGCAAAUAGCCCCCCAACCCCCCACUCGAUGGCGAAAAUGUGCUCACAUUAAACCCAAUAAAGAUGCUCCCAUCACUGGGAAAAAAAUCUAA
Messenger RNA from Drosophila biarmipes, 598 nucleotides. RefSeq lists its product as uncharacterized. The record is from RefSeq and is a predicted model, not a curated record. Bases 60 to 515 code for a protein of 151 amino acids. Lineage: Eukaryota; Metazoa; Arthropoda; Insecta; Diptera; Drosophilidae. The transcript has 4 exons.